UUUCCCAACAGUAUAGAAACAAACUCAAACUCAUGUUUUUAGCAUUUAAGUUGGUAGAGCUGAUUCUACCUCUCUGUUCUUAGGGUUAGGGUUAGUAUGUGGGCAAUCUGCCAGUUUCGUUUACCAGUUGACAUUUGACAUAAUUCUAGGGCGGAGUUACGGCCGCUUAUAAAGAAGAACCAGGAAGCUGGUGAGUUGGUUCAAUUUUUUUUGUUUUGAAGAAGGAGCUGCAAGUUAUCUUGCUGCUGAACUGCUUAAAAUGUCAACUCUCAACUAAUUUGAAUGGAGGAAGACUUGCUGGACAGACGGUAUGUCCUCAGCGGCUUUGACGACCGCUGCCCCUCCGACACCAUCUCCAUGUACAUCCACAGCUGCAGCCACGGGGCGGAGCACAGCUGGGAGGCUGCAGGUGGAGACAGCAUCGUGGUCACAUUUGAAGAGGACAUAGAUGGACACCAAUUCAUGCAGAAAACUUUAACCAAGAGGUUUAACGAAAAAAGGAUUGAGGCUUGUCGUUUGGAACUGACCAAAUCUGUUAUUGUACAUGUAGACAUUAGUCAAUUUUCUGAAGGAUACCUUGCAGUGUAUUUCGCAUUGGAAAUGAUGAGUGGAGGGGACAUGUUUAAGUCCUUGGUCCGGGCCUACCGAAACAAUAGCAUUGUUAUUACCUAUGAAGACUGGAAAGUUGCUCAGAGGGUGGCUGAACGCAAACACACUCUGAAGGAAAAAGAGCUUGUUGCACAACUCUUCUACCCUGACUUCCAGUGGGUUCUGAAAGGGAAAACACCCCAUCGGUCAAAGUUCUCAACUGAUAUAGCCAUUCUAGUCCCACCCGAACUCCUGAGUUUUAUCAGUCACACUGAGAUAUUCAGAGAAGAGCUCACAUCUGCACUUCAAAGGGUCCAUGCAAUGGUUUCCUUCAACAUUAUCUCCAAGCACCCACAAUUGGAGCUGAAGAUAUCAAUGAGCAAGAAUUUAUUGGGUCAUCUCCGGCAUGGCCCCGCUUGGGAGACUAAUGCUCGAAUAGAGGUUCGGACCAUCUUGGAGAGAUACAUUGUGGAGCACAUCCCAAUGAAGGCUGAGGUCUGGCAGAGAGUUAAGGGUGGUUGUCCCGAAGUCAAUGCUGCUACCGCCCUCAUCUCUUUUAAAAUCUGCACCUCAGAGUUAGUGGUUGUCAGGAGACGGGUGGAAGGGGAGACACUUGCCUUGCUCAAGAUCAUGAGCAAGAUGGAAAAGGCCAAAGAUGAGCGGCAAGUAGUGAAUAGCACCAUCGAUCUCGAGGUGUUCCUUGAAAAGGUGCAAACAGCAGAACUCCUAAUCUAUCAAAUCCAAGAAAUAUUGACUUUCAAAAAGCUUGAUUCUUCCUAUCACCUUGCAAGGUUUUUGGAACCCCUUGAUUUACAUAAUUUCCAAUAUUAUAACUUUUAUCAGGACAACAUUGUGGCCGUACUGAUCUGUGGCAAAGAUUCUGUCACAGUUCUCGCUAAGAAGGGCGAUAUUGACAGAGCUGAAUAUAAACUCAAGGAGGUAAUCAAGCAAGCAUCCCUUUACAUUUCCGGGGAGUACAAUAAGGAAACCUUUGGUGGGCAAUGGAAAACCUUUCAUGCAGAACUAAAAAAGGAGAACUUUCGAAAUGUUCUCAUCGAACUUUCAGGAGACAAAAUGGACCUUUGUGGAUUCCGUUCUGAGGUCGACAAUGUCAUUGCCCAGGUUAAGGGAUUUCUUGAGAACAAGAAAGUAGUGACAGAAGACGUCCCUCUGAAAACAUGUCAGGAGGUUGAAUUUGUUGAGUCCUUCAUGAAACUCUCAGCGGAUCCUCAGCUCAAAGCCUUGGGGGUCACCAUUUUGUCCUGCCGAUAUCCACAAUCUCCAUGUUUCAAAGUCACAGCUGCAAGUGAUCAUAUCAAAGAAGCCAUAAAUGUGGUGAAUAGGUACAUAAGAACAGUAGAAACUAGAAAUUGCAUGUACUCCAAAGCUGGUGAGGCAAAGAUCCUGAAAAAUAAUAAAUUGUUACUCAAAAUGCUGGCAAAAGGCUUGGGCUGCAAUCUCGAACUAUCAGAACAAAAUAUCAGCUAUGAUCUUAAGGGCGGUGUGACAUUGACACUUUCUCAGGGUAAUGUUGCCAAACAGACUUCAGACGUCAUUACAGUCAAAAUAAGUGCACCCCAGGGAUGUCUGGCAAGUGCUUGCAGGGAUGUGUCCUUCCCUAAAGUGGAGGUUGAGGUUCUUGGCUGCUGUUCGAGUGCCCUGGCAAACGUCAAAAAACUUGUGGAUGACCUGGUGACGAAAGAGUGGAAGCUGCUCCAAAUCAGCUCCCCCUACCUAGCCCUCCUCCUCCCCUCAGAGAAACAGGCCAUCGUGGCUCUCAGCCGGAGCCUCCAGGUGUGCGUCAGUGUGUCGGCCCCGGACAAGGCCACCGUGUCUGGGAAGGAGGCCGACGCCCUGGCCAUGGUUCUCCAGAUCGAGAAGCAUCUGCAAAAGGCCAAGGAGCGUGCGACCCGGCAGGAAGAAGAGAAGAGGCUGUGGAAGACGGUGCGCUGGGAGGUCUGCGACAGGGAGGCCUGGGCAGAACUGGACCCGUCUGUCAGUAUAGAUCUUGAGCACGCCUUGCAUAAGAAAGAGCAGCGCAUCAGCUACACCCUGCAGAACCAGACCUACACUGUGAACCUGGACAAGAUGGAGCGGACCGACAGGAAUGGAACCAUCGCUAGAAUAAAGAGGACCCUGAAGGCUGGUUCUGAAAUAGGUACAGUCCCUUAUAAUACACUUUUGUGA
This is a messenger RNA of Gadus macrocephalus (Pacific cod), 2775 nucleotides long. RefSeq lists its product as uncharacterized. The transcript has 4 exons. Lineage: Eukaryota; Metazoa; Chordata; Actinopteri; Gadiformes; Gadidae. The record is from RefSeq and is a predicted model, not a curated record. The coding region runs from base 283 to 2775 and encodes 830 amino acids.